UUAUAAUGGCUGCCGAUAUCAAAUGCCAUUCAGUGGUACAUUAUUAAAAAAAAGUCUUGAAAAAGAGAAUUUAGAAAUAAAGAAUUUUUUUCUUUUCAUUCGAAAUUAAUUGUAUAGUUAAUUAGAGUAAACAUGGGGAAAGGAUUUAAUAAUUAUAUGUGUAAAAAAUUUUUCCAUCCAGCUUCGAGAGAUAAUUUAAAACGAGUAUGGAUGGCAGAACAGCAAGCUGAAGCUUAUAAGAAAAAGCAAGAAGAAUUACGUGUUCAAUAUGAGAAAGAACAAGAUCUUCAUAAUAAUAAAGCACUGUUAAGUAAAGAGAGUAAAGAUAAAUUAAGUGUUAAUUUUAUGUAUGAGCCUCCUCCUGGAGCAAAGAAAGAAAGAGAAAAAGAAGAUAACGAACCAGAGUAUAAAUUUGAAUGGCAACGCAAGUAUAAUGCACCAAGAGAAAGUUAUUGUAAAGGAGAUAGUGAAAUUCGUGACCAACCUUUCGGUAUUCAAGUUCGAAAUGUUAGAUGUAUUAAAUGUCACAAGUGGGGCCACAUAAAUACAGACAAAGAGUGUCCUUUAUAUAGUCAAGCAAUGAGCGUAGUAAUGGCAAAUAAUUCAAAUGUACCACAGACACCUGAUGCUUUGACUUUGGUGCAACAAAUGCGAGAAGAUGGAUUAGCGCUUAAAAAAUCAGCAUUGGAAGCACAACAACAUUUACGGGUACCUGGCCAUGAACAUUUGAUGAUUUCUGACGAUGAAGAAAAUUCUGAGAUUACAUUCCUAAAAACUCUUUCAAAGGAAGAAAAAAAGAAAUUAUUAAGAAAACUUCGAAAGCUUGAGAAGAAAAAUAUGAAAAUAAAGCAAAAAAAAUUGAAGAAGAGGAAAGUUCGAAAUAGUAAAAAAUGUCGCAGUAGUAGUAGUAGCAGUAACAGUGAAAGUUCAAGUGAUAGCAAUUGUAAAAAUAGCAACAAAAAUGUCAGUGCAAGUAGCAGCAGCAGCAGCAGUAGUAGUAGUAGCAGCAGUAGCAGCAGCAGCAGCAGCAGCAGUAGCAGUAGUAGUAGUAGCAGUAGUAGUAGUGACGAAUCCAGCACAGAAAGUAAUAGAAAGAAAUUAAAACGUAAAAGGAAAUCACAAGGAAAAGUAGAGACAAAUUCCCAUGGAAGACAUAAUUCUAAUCGACAUAAGGAUAAAGAACGAAAAACAAAGCAUAAGUUGGAUGAUAAAUAUAAAUCAAAUAAUAAAAUGAAGGAUGAAAAAAGGAACAAGGAAAAGAUGACCAUUGAACAUGACAGUCGUAAAAGGAAAAAUAAUGAAUCACACAGCGAUAACAAACGUAAGAAACACGGCGAAAGAAAGUAAAAACCAUUUUUAUUUGGAAGAAUUAAAAGAAACAAAACAAAA
Polistes dominula (European paper wasp) is the source of this 1389-nucleotide messenger RNA. Its product is annotated as corepressor of RBPJ and splicing regulator. Lineage: Eukaryota; Metazoa; Arthropoda; Insecta; Hymenoptera; Vespidae. Gene Ontology annotation, molecular function: transcription corepressor activity. Gene Ontology annotation, cellular component: nucleus. Gene Ontology annotation, biological process: negative regulation of DNA-templated transcription. The record is from RefSeq and is a predicted model, not a curated record.